UGUGCUACAAAUCUGCGGCUGUGUAAUAUUUUACAUCUAACAGAGAAACUAAACUAAUUAGAAGUUGAACAAAAUGGCAUCCGUAGCUCAUCUACAGACCUUAUUUUCUACGAAUUCACCAAAGCAAGCAGCAUCAACUGGUGUUCCCUCUCUCUCCAGCAGAUCAACAUUCUUGGGUUCAAAAGUUGAAUGUUGGAACAGGAUUGAGAAGAAGAAAAGGCAUAGAUCUUUGAGUGUGGUUGCUGCCAUUGGAGAUGUAUCAGCAGAUGGCACCAUCUAUUUGAUUGCUGGCGCAGCCGCGGUGGCUCUGCUAGGAACCGCCUUCCCUAUCCUCUUCUCUCGCAAGGACCUGUGUCCUGAAUGUGAUGGUGCAGGUUUUGUGAGGAAAUCGGGGGUUACCCUGAGGGCUAAUGCUGCUCGGAAGGACCAGACUCAGAUAGUUUGUGCUCGUUGCAGUGGCCUCGGCAAGCUCAAUCAAAUCGAUAAAUAGACAAUCUUACACUAUUCAACGUCUUCCUGAUAUGUGAAAUCUAGACCCCAACACUCCCCUCCAAUGCUGUACUGCACUCUCCUCCUCAAGCAUCACUGCUGUUUUUUUCCUUUGAUCACUGGACUUGGAAACUGUAUUUACGUGCUAAUGAAGUGUUGUUACUGUUGUCCCAA
Cornus florida is the source of this 663-nucleotide messenger RNA. RefSeq lists its product as uncharacterized. The transcript is spliced from 2 exons. Lineage: Eukaryota; Viridiplantae; Streptophyta; Magnoliopsida; Cornales; Cornaceae. The record is from RefSeq and is a predicted model, not a curated record. Gene Ontology annotation, cellular component: chloroplast thylakoid membrane. The coding region runs from base 74 to 490 and encodes 138 amino acids.